AUGCAACUUGUCCACCGGGAAUUUGAUGAGUUUAUCCAUAAACUGUUCUUUCGUUUCGGAUUGAUCGUCCACAAGUUUCGACUCGAAUUCCUCGUUGCAUCUUUGGUAUGCACGACAUUUUGUGCUUACGGCUUAGUAUGGAUUGAAGAACAGAGCACGAAAGAUCCUCAAUUUGUGUUCUCACCUCGAAACGCAUUGUGGAGAUACGAAAAAGCUGUAAUAUCCGAGCACUGGCCACUUGACGAACAACGAUUUUGGCCUGGGAAAAGCUAUGACCUCAGCGGAUACCUUGAUAUUAUCGUUGCCGGCAAGGAGCAUCCUCAGUACGGUAGACCGAACAUCCUGAAUCUCAGAUAUCUGGAUGAGGUUUCUCGUAUAAAUCAAUAUAUAAUUCAUAAUAUCACUGUACCAGUCGAUAUUGAUGGAAAACACUAUGAGGUGGCCUACACGGAUCUGUGCAUGUCUUUCGAUUGGGCAUGUUAUAUGAACGAUCAUCUGACAAUGCUGAUGCCGAAAAGUCGUUGGGGGAACUUCAGCGGCCCUAUCGCUGAGUUCGCGAGCGACAUCAUCAACAGUGAGGUGAAUAUCACGUAUCCGAUCGGAUGGAGAGGAUCGGAACCGAUCUAUUUCGGAGCUCUUGUUGGUCGACCACAUCUCACUGAUAGCGAAGGCCAUUUUGACAACGCCAUAGCGCUUAGGCUCACUUAUAAUGUUCGAGAGCAGAAGGUAGGAAAUAUCAGCUACAUAUGGCGGAAGAAACUUGCAUCUUGGUUGACGAACAAAGAGAAACCUCCUUCUGAUCUGGUCGAAUUCGGAGUGAAUCACAACGAAUCGCUGCCAGAAGGUUUGCAAGAUGUCGCCGAUACACUCACACCCAAAUUCAUUGGAACAUGCACGAUUUUAUCCACAUUUUGUUUCGUGGUUUCGGUGGUUCUCAUCAAUCACGGAAAUGGUCUUAUUGGCAUCGAUUGGGUGCGUAGCAAACCAAUUGUUGCAUGUGCAGGGAUAUUGUGUCCACUCCUCGCUGUCAUCACUUCUUUUGGACUACUAUUGUGGUUUGGAGAACUUUAUAAUGCGAUCGUUAACGUCUCUCCAUUCUUGGUUCUCUGUAUUGGAAUUGAUGAUUUGUUUAUUAUGUCUGCCGAAUGGCAUCGUACAAAUCCUGAUCAUUCACCGGCUCGUCGUAUCGCUGACACUCUCUCGGAAGCCGCGGUCGCCAUCAGUAUCACUUCGAUUACCGAUAUUGUAGGAAGUGAGAAACCAGCAAAAGGACUGAAAUCAAAACUGAACACAAUCAUUAGAAAAAUGGAAACUAAACUGGAACAUCAUGAAAAGCAAACUACCGGGACAUUGCGCGAGGAAACAUUUGUCAAUAAGCUGUUCCGCGAAAUAAUUGGACCGUUUAUACUUGAGCGAAGCACGCAGGUGUGCGCCACACUUUUAUAUUUCGUCUACCUGCUCUUAUCUAUCUAUGGAUGCUUGAAUAUCAAAGAGGGUUUAGAUCCUAAAUUCCUAGUCAGAGAAUCUUUCUAUCUCAGCAAUUUCUAUAAGCUUAUUGAUCAAUCGUUUUGGGUGGAAGGCCUACAAAUGCAAGUGGUUGUAAAUCGACCUCCGGAUCUUUUCAAUACGACGAUGCGAGAAGAAUUCUCUAAAAUGAUGAGUGAUUUUGAAAAUACUCAGUUCACCAUGAAUCACAAUGCCACAAUGAUCUGGUUGAAUGCUUAUGAACUGCAUCUGGAAAGGGAGAAGAACGAGUUGAACAUCGAGAAGCCGGCCAGCUCUUCCGAAUGGUAUCAUCGCUGCAGAGAUUGGCUAUUAGUGGCCGGAGGGCGAAGACUUUGGGAGAAAGAUAUGGUAUGGGGUCAAACAGAAAAGGACUUCUACGUGCUAAAAGCGUUUCGCUUCCAACUUGGCCUCAGAAACUACCGUACACCAACCGAUCACACGAAUAGUUGUAAGCUUAUGAGAGAAAUCGCAUCCAAAUACGCUCAUUUCAAUGUCACCACCUUCCAUGAAUACUAUCCGUUCGCCGAUCAGUAUCUAGAAUUGAAACCGUCCCUAUCACAGAACAUUGUAUUCGGUUUAAUUUCCAUGCUUGCUGUGACGCUAAUAAUGAUCCCGGAUGUGAGAGCGGCAUUUUCUGUCGUAUUGUGUAUCGCCAGUAUAAAUCUAGGAGUGCUGGGAUUCAUGACAUUUUGGGGCGUCAAUUUGGAUAGCGUCUCAAUGAUUACGGUGAUCAUGUGUAUUGGAUUUGCCGUUGACCUAUCCGCUCACAUAGCCUACGCGUACUCUCAAGCAUGUGGAACAUCGCAUGAACGAGCUGUAUUUGCUCUGGAAACGCUUGGAUGGCCAGUUUUUUUGGGCGCUUCAUCAACAAUACUUGGAAUCAUGGUUCUAACGCUUGUCGAUGCAUAUAUCGUAGAAAUAUUCUUCAAAACUGUCUUCUUGGUGAUUUCGUUCUCAAUGCUACAUGGACUACUUUUCCUCCCAGUACUACUUAUGAUCAUUAUUCCAGAGAAAAGAGCUAAAAAAUCAGCGAACAAAAUCCACGACAAGCCAAGAGCAGUGUUCACAUGCUCAGAUCCAGAAGAUAAAGAGGAUUUGGGAAGAAAGGCUCCAUCCAGACACAUCUCCUCAAUGGAUGAUCUCAAAAAGAAGGGAGUGCCGAAUAAAAUAAACCUUACGGUAGAGCCGGCGCCUGGAGAAGAACCUCUGGACGAAGACGUUGUGAAGGCCACCGUUGAUCGCCUCACCGGAAAAAUUCUUACCCCGGAUUAUCAUUCACCUAAAUAG
This is a messenger RNA of Necator americanus (New World hookworm), 2793 nucleotides long. RefSeq lists its product as uncharacterized. The record is from RefSeq and is a predicted model, not a curated record. Lineage: Eukaryota; Metazoa; Nematoda; Chromadorea; Rhabditida; Ancylostomatidae. Gene Ontology annotation, biological process: molting cycle, collagen and cuticulin-based cuticle; endocytosis. The transcript is spliced from 24 exons. Gene Ontology annotation, cellular component: cytoplasmic vesicle membrane; plasma membrane. The coding region runs from base 1 to 2793 and encodes 930 amino acids.